UAAAACGCAUUUGUAAUGCUGAAUUUAGUGUUAGGGGUUUUGUCGCCUCGGUACCACGCGCACACACGGACAUUCAUCUAUCGUUUGGGGGUCGGCGGCAAUCUAGCGACAUCCUCCCGACCGUUUAACGCCCAGCAUUAGCUUGUCCACACUACUGCCACUGACCGGAUUUAUCCAAUAGCCCCAAUAGUUAAUUAUAAACUGUGCACCACCGGAUCAAGUACGUGUCAAUAGCAGUGGACUUUUUGUUACGGCGGCCAAAGUUAGUCAAGUCGAUUCGUGAAGAACAGCCUCGACGUACCAGCUAGCUUAAGUGGCCUCUUCGCGCAACCAUUAGAUACAUUGUCGUUCGAUACAUCUUCACGAAGCGACCCACUCUAGAAAAGUAAAAACGUGAAAUACGCUUAAAAUCUACAACGCUAGAACAGGGAAGUGCUGAUUGGUGUAGAGCGGCUAUGUUUGGUUAGAUGAAUUCAAUAGCGUAUCAAGAAUAGGUUACGGAACUUCUUUACGGAACGAAUCGUGUGCACUACCGCUAAAUAACCAUAAGAAAAAAAGAGGCUAAAGUGAAGUUGCGCCAUAUCUACUAACUGCACUCCAGUUGUGAGCUAUGGUAUCGGGAAAGAAAUUCUGUCGCCGCAAGCUGCAUACUCAGCGUUCCGUCAUUGUUGUCAUCAUUGCUGCGGUAGUCACGUCGAUAUGGCUGUACGCUCGGGACGUUCAGUUAGAACAAGCUGAUGGCCAGGGUAUCGAUGAGAGCUUUGAUCAAUACGUUGCACACCGCAAGCGGGAUACAGCUCCAGUAGUACAUCGAGGCCUGCUGGACAUUUUUGGACUGAAGGUCCGUACUCCGAAAACCAAUGCUUGGCAAACGUUAGAAACUCUUGCUAAAAAUAACGAAUUCGAAGAUACGUUGCGUUCAUCAGCGCACUUUGAACCCAAUGGAAGGUUUCAGUUCACAAAUCUUGAGCCUCUUGCAGGCCACAUUUACCAAACUCUGAAGGACUACCAGAGAUUUCUCACCAAUAGCUUGCUGCAUCUUCAACUGCUCGUUAAAAGAUUUCCUUAUAUAGAGGAGAGAAGAUUGAUUGAAGAUCGACUGAUAUCGUUAGCCAGUCAUUCGAGAGAAUACAAUCGGAUAUUACGCAAAGAACUCAAAGACUUCAUGGUACGCACUGGCCUAGCAAGGAAAUCCCGCGAAGCACUCUAUAAACUUAAGCUCAAAGUACAGACAGCAAUUCAACAACGCCAAGCGUAUCCCUGCAGCAGGACAGUGAAAUGCAAGCUCACAAACCCGUAUGGGUUCGCAUCAGGAAUCCACGAUGUGUUAUGGUGCCUUAUAAAAGGAUUCCAGGACAAUAAACGUGUCGUUCUCGACACAAAAGACUGGCACUACCUAAACGCAAAUUUUACUUGGAAUGAAAGUUUUCGACCUCUUGAUGAGUCGGAUAGUAGCAAAGAAAAUUGUUCCAAUUUAGCCGAUGACCCCACUAUGCCGGGGCCAAACGGUCAAGCUCGUCUGUCUAUCCAUACCAUUCCUGUUGAUGUGGCUGAGACUCUUGUGCGUUAUCACCAGGAGCCCUACGCGUGGUGGUUUGGGCAGUUUAUCGGAUACAUCUUACGGCCAUCGAGCCUCACGGAAGAACUAGUGCAACAGGCCAAACAGCUACUAGGCUUUAAAUCACCAAUAGUAGGCUUACAAAUUCGACGAACAGACAAAUUCUCCGAGGCAGCGUACCAUGAGGUAGAAGAAUAUAUGGAGCAUGCCGAAGAAUAUUAUAGGAGUCUCGGAGCUAACAUACCAAAACGAGUAUUUGUGGCUACAGAUGAACCCCAGGUACUCGACGACCUCCGAGAAAAUUUUCCUGAUUUUGUGUUUAUCUCAAAUGUCAGAUCGGCAGAACUUGCCAACGACCUUGACACGCGAGAUUACCCUGCUUCGUUGCAAGGCCUAAUUAUCGAUCUGUUUCUCUUAGCCCAAACGGAUAAGCUAGUAUGCACCCUUUCAAGUGGGGUGUGCCGUAUUGCCUAUGAACUCAUGCAGGCCCGCCGCACUGAUGCCACUGAUCAGUUGGUAUCGUUGGAUGUGUCCUAUUUCUACGCUUAUGUAGCCGCCCCCCCAGUGAAGGCUAUAUACGAGCACGAGCCGGUCGAUAAACGGGGGCUUUACUUAUCCCCUGGCUAUUGCGUUGCCAAAACAUCGGAUACCUCGAUCGUGCAGGAGUCAGUAAAGAAACCAAACUAUAAUGGGUUUUCCGUUGGUAUUCUUUGUGGAUCUAACCUUUUGGCUGGAAACUAUCCGACAUAUAAAACGCUGCCUACAGUAAGAGUGAAUGGAACAAACACUGCUCUGUUUUAAGCGUGUUCGGUUACACGCUUUUCCCACUAGAAAGUAGAACCCCACUAGACUGUAUAAUAGAUAGACAUCCUGCAAACGCAAAAGUACUUGCUAAUCCUUUUUCAUCGAACCUGUUUUUCCAUUCCAACUCAGAGUAAACUCAACUUUUAUAUAUUUAAAGUAAAAAAACUUCGGUGACUCAAAUAUUUUUGCUUUUUUUCUUUUUUUUUUAUUUAGGAGAAUGAGAUAUUUUCGUUGCGUACAUUCUUAUACCUAUGCAUCAAGUUUCUGUAGAUUUAUUAGAACUAUACAAUAUAUAAACUAGCUUCUUUAAAGGGCCGAUAAUCGUUGUUGGUCCGAUAACCGAUUGGUUUAUCACUAUCUCGCACGUGUACUCUGCUCAUCAACAGCACGACAUAACAUGGCAGUAAAGGCAUCCUCAAUAUAAUAUUACAUUAUAAUUAAUACUGAAUAGCAGUUAUGUUGACAGUUUUUUUUUCUAUAUAAUGAUCAAUAUUAUGUCUCAAAGCAUAACAUCAAUGAUUGCAGAAAGGUGUAUUGUCACAGAUGCUAUACCAAAUGUUCCCCGCUAUAUUAUUAUGGUCAAUAGAAAUAGGACAAGCUCGCUAUUUUCAUCCAUAGAAGUAGACUGAUCGGCCAAACGGAUUCGAUCGAUUACCUUUGCGGAUGUACGGGUGUAUUACUUCGAAGUUGCAUUGCACCAACGAGUUCUUCGACGAAACGAAAAAAGCUGUAGUAAAUCGUGCCAUCACUAUGUUUUUCGUCAUAAAUAAGCAGGCUAUUUUUCAUUCGUCUCUAUUGACGCACACAUCUUAUCGACUGAGUUAAUUUCUAUCUUUGAGGAACUUUGUGUGAAGUUCGUUAUAUCUGAUACCAUAUUCUAAGGCGUUGUGGAAGGCUCAUGUUUAUCUAUGGGAUAGGGGACGUCUUAGAAUACAGCUAUCGGUUUACAAUUUAAUAAAACUUACAAUUGACCUGUAUGCUUUCUUUAGGAAUAGGCUACUGUGGCCUGGCGCAGUCUGCGUUUGUCCUAUCAGCUUCACGUCAAUAUACCUACAAAAGAAUGAUUUUGGCCGUAACAAAGCGAGCGAGCGAGCGAUCAAUCUCCUAGGUUUUAGGAUUAGUAGCCUUCGUUCCUCAUCUAAUUAAUAUGAUUCAAUGCAACGAGUCGGCUGCCUACUUGCUUCUAUUCGGCCGAAGGCUGCUGCUGUUCGAUACUGUUACAAUGACUACAAUAAAGACCUGAUAUCAUAAUUCGUAAUAGACAUAUUUCAUCUCAUGCUAGAAGCCAGCCAUCUAAAGCACGCCGAAAAUACGAUACGUAAAGCUCGAAACAU
Varroa destructor (honeybee mite) is the source of this 3696-nucleotide messenger RNA. RefSeq names its product alpha-(1,6)-fucosyltransferase-like. Gene Ontology annotation, biological process: protein N-linked glycosylation. Lineage: Eukaryota; Metazoa; Arthropoda; Arachnida; Mesostigmata; Varroidae. Gene Ontology annotation, molecular function: alpha-(1->6)-fucosyltransferase activity. The record is from RefSeq and is a predicted model, not a curated record.